UGUUUAUUUACUGGUAGAAUUAUAGUUUUAAGUUCUCUCACUUUCUCAAGAAAAUAAAUAAAAUAGAAAAGUGAACUCUCUCUCUCUCUGAAGAAUAGAAAAAUUGAAAAGGCGAAGGGUAAUGACCCAUUAGAUACUUCCUGCAAAAAAUUAUAUAGCGUCGAGAUCGGGUCUGGCCUUAGGGUUUCUCCUCUGAUUUAUCUCUUACUCUCUGUGUGGCUGUCAUAAACCCUAGAGAACUGCAACUACUCCUGGAGGAGCGUGGAGAUUGGAUAGAAAUUAUUGGAAGGUUAGGUUCUGAAGAGAACUUUGGUGGUUGAGGAUUUUUAGUUCAAUUUGAACAGGUAACGAUACAAGCCGAAAUGCCGGAGGAGGACCUGGUAGAGCUUAAGUUUAGAUUGUAUGAUGGAUCGGAUAUUGGUCCAUUCAGGUACUCACCGGCCUCCACUGUGGCUAUGCUCAAGGAGAGAAUAGUUACUGAGUGGCCAAAAGAUAAGAAAAUUUCUCCCAAGGCAGCAAAUGACAUCAAACUGAUAAAUGCGGGGAAAAUUUUGGAAAACAACAAGACUGUUGGGCAGUGUAGAGUUCCUUUUGGAGAGCUUCCAAAAGGGGUUAUUACCAUGCAUGUUGUAGUGCAACCAUCUUUAGCAAAAGCAAAAACAGGUAAAAAAAGUGGAUGAGGCCCCAAGGAAAAAUUUCUGUUCAUGUUCCAUAUUGUAAGAGAACAGCAGGGCGUUAAUGCAGGUUAAAGUUCGUGAGGUUGGCUUGAAUUUGCUGAGAUCUCAUGGCCUUGGACAUUGGUUGCUGGAAGAAAGAAAGACAAUAAUUUGUAAAAUGGUGCUAUCCCUCAGUGUCGCACCUUAGUUUUGAGCUCAUUCCUGUGUAACAAAUAUGUUGGUGAUGUAUUUGCGUUCUAUAAAAUGCGUGUUUCUGUAUUUCUAUAGCAGCUGUAGUCCUUUUUAUAAUUUAUUUUAUACAAGGCUUUUGGUUUGACACUUCAUUAGGCCGCAUAUCCUUAGUAGAACAUGCUAUAUUCGCCGCUUACUAUUGAUUACUGAUAUGAAAUAUUCAUCUUUGAGACCUGUUUUAUCAA
Molecule: messenger RNA, 1093 nt
Organism: Hevea brasiliensis (rubber tree)
Lineage: Eukaryota; Viridiplantae; Streptophyta; Magnoliopsida; Malpighiales; Euphorbiaceae
Product: membrane-anchored ubiquitin-fold protein 4
Exons: 4
Coding region: 363-680 (105 amino acids)
Molecular function (GO): protein binding
Source: RefSeq, a predicted model, not a curated record